Messenger RNA from Mollisia scopiformis, 1548 nucleotides. RefSeq lists its product as uncharacterized. The transcript has 4 exons. The coding region runs from base 1 to 1548 and encodes 515 amino acids. Lineage: Eukaryota; Fungi; Ascomycota; Leotiomycetes; Helotiales; Mollisiaceae. The record is from RefSeq and is a predicted model, not a curated record.
AUGAGCACCUCAUCUUUCCGCGUCAGAUACAGGAUGUUGCCUUCGAAGGACGACCCUAAUGCUGUCGAGGUUUGUGACGCUCCUUGCGACGAACCACAAUUGAAACGAUCUUGGUUGAGAGAAUUUCUUAGUCGAGAAACGUAUUACGGUUCUCUACUCUUCAACAUCGGUGCAUUCGCCCUUCCAGCUCUCUAUGCGACGCUGAGCAAGCUCUGGGUAGCGAAUAUUGACUCCAGUCAAGUCGUCACGACGGACGUCUAUACAUACAUUGGUGUCAUUGUCGAAGUCUUAAAUGACGGUCUUCCCCGAGCCUCAUGGACCGUCAUGGGAGACAAAUCAACUCGCACCCAGCAAUCAAGAAUCAGCCUUUCAUACACCCUCAUCAUCUUUCAAACGUUCUUUGGUUUUAUCCUAACUAUAAUAUUUAUCGCGAGCGCCGAGAGACUGGCUGGAGCUUUCGUCCCAGCAGCAGUCCGACAAACUUCUCUCACUUAUGUCCGGAUUUCCUCGGUACAAGCCCUUUCAUCUGCUGUGGAAACAGCGGUAUCAAACUGUACUAGGUCACUAGAUCAUCCAGAUGUUCCCUUGCUGAUCAGUUGUCUGAAAUUCUUCAUCAACAUAUUCUUGGAUCUGCUGAUCAUAUCGAGAUUCCAUGUGGGAACACGUGCACCUACUGUCAACACUCAAGCCUUAAUUCGUAUGGCUUGCGAUCUAUCCUCUGCCACUGCUGGAUUAGCAUACUUUAUCUACAUAGUGGUGAAGUUACAACGUCGAUCACUCGAGCCAAGUAGCAAAAGCAGACCAAGUCUUGCAUCACUACAGACGCUGGCUAUCCCGGGGAAAUGGACGUUCAUGGAGUCAGCACUCAGAAAUGCCAUAUACCUUUGGCUGAUUAGUGGCAUCGUCUCAACGGGAUCCGACUAUGCGACAGCUUGGGGUGUCUUCAACACUAUCAGAUGGGGCAUCUUCAUGGUUCCCGUCCAAGCGCUUCAAGCUUCUGCUUUGGCAUUCAUUGGCCAUGCUUGGGGUGAAUGGAGAGCACAAGUAGGAGCUACACUAAGACGGCCAAAAGCGACCAAGAAAGAUCUCCUACUAAUUACUCACAAAGCAUGGGUAUCGUGUGCCAUAGCACUCGCAGUUGAAGUUCCUGUUUGUCUGUUCCUCUCAUUCUGGGGCAUCGAGUCUUUCGCCUACUAUCUCUCUGAGUCCGAGUCCGUGGCUAGCACAACCCAACACAUGUGGAAGACGAUAGAUUGGUGUUACAUCUUCUAUGCUCUCAACGCUCAAAUAGGCGCUAUCCUUCUCGCUACCACAACUCGUUGGUACUUGAUCCAGGCUCUUGGUUCGAAUCUCCUCUGGAUGUUACCAUGGGCGAUUGUGGUCACGAGAAUCAACAUGACACCGGACAGUGCCUGGCAUUAUGACUCUAUCAUCUUCGGUGGAGCCUUGGUUUUCGACUUCUUCAAUGUUGGACUGGUGGUGGCUAUUUGGGCUUGGCUUUUGAUGAGGGGACGAGUGUCGCUGUCGCCUGUGUCUGGUAACUUGUGA